Phytophthora nicotianae INRA-310 is the source of this 1206-nucleotide messenger RNA. RefSeq lists its product as hypothetical. The transcript has a single exon. Bases 1 to 1206 code for a protein of 401 amino acids. The record is from RefSeq and is a predicted model, not a curated record. Gene Ontology annotation, molecular function: protein binding. NCBI's taxonomy places the organism in Eukaryota, Oomycota, Peronosporomycetes, Peronosporales, Peronosporaceae.
AUGACGAGCAUUUCGGAGCGUUUGCUGCUGUCGCUGGCGUUGGGCGCCACGCUCGCUGUAUGCGGCUACUACUGCAGCAAGUUGGUGGGCCGUCGUCGUCUCAAGAGUCUUGCAGCGCUGAGACUGGCGGCUGCACCGCGUGUGCGUCUCUCAGAGCUGCAUGCGUCUGACCGUUGGGUGGCGUUGUGCGGGACGGCGUUCGACGUGGCUGGAGAUCCCUUCUUCGACGCCAGCCGAGCUGGAAUAUAUAGCCACUGGAUAGGCCAUGAUGUCACGUUCCUGUUGCUGCAAAUGGGGCUCACGCCGGACGCUGAGGACGACGCAGAGGCAGUGGCCAGCUACUUGGACCGCGAAUGGCCGUUGGACGCACUACAGGGCGACGAGGAACCUGUAAGGCGCCGGUAUGAUCUGAUUCGGGAGUGGUUCGUGCGCUUCCACUCACGCUACGAGGUGGUGGCACAGCUUAGCGACUGCUACGGCGGUCAGAAGUGGGAUGCAUUGAGGACGAAGCUACUGCCGGAUUCCAGCGGGAGCUCCGGUGGCAAAUGCCCACUGGGAUUCGGCGCGAAGACGGUGAGCAAGGUGGUGAUUCGCAGUGCGAAGGAUGUGAAACAUCUACGGACGAUCAUGUUUCAAGGACGACACUAUGAUGUGACAGACUCGAGUUUGUUCCACCCGGACGGUGGACAGUUCGCACAUUUUGUUGGCCAUGAUGUCACCUACGCGUUGGCGGUACAGUCAAUUCGAGUGGAAGACUUGGAUGUGACGCCUGAGCGAGCAUAUACAUUUGAGGAACAGUUGCUACUGGAGAGAUACCGGAACUUCUUUGCGCGUGAGCUGGCGAUACUGGAAAUUGACGAGCAGAAUAGGAAUGGCAACACGACGGAAGUGGUGAAUGUGCAUCAGGUAAUUGACGAGAGCGACAACAUGGCGCAAGGAGAAUGUGUGCAGCAUUUGAAGAAGGCGCUUGACAGUGCAAGUGCGGAACAAGUGAGUGCUAUAUGUGCUCGCACGACGAUGACUCCACUGCACAAGGCUGUGGAGAAGCAUCGAUUGGAUCUUGUGGAGGAGCUCGUGCGCGCUGGAGCGGAUUUGGAGGCACGCGCAGCGCUAUACGACGACGAAACGCCGUUGGAAAUGGCUCACCGCUUUCACUUUGAUGAUAUCGCUGCUCAUCUUGAAUCUGUUGCGGUAGGGAGUAGCUAA